GCCUCCACCACUGCCAAAUUAUUCUUUCCUUCUCUUGAAGACAAGAAGGGAAAAAGAGAAGAAAGGAAGAAAGGAAAGGAAAUUUAAUGGUUGUAUACACAUACGCACAAGUCUCUUUUGCUAAAGCUCAGGGAAUCUCAGUCUUCCAUAAUUCCUUUCUUGAUUCCUUAUGAAUGCCGAACCCCAAAGCCACAAAAAUUAGACCCUGCUCUACAAACCAAACUUCAUCCGUUUUCUUCUAGUCCAAUACCCUUCUCUUGGAUUUUCUUUCUACUUCAAAUCUCUUGAUUCCUUUCUCAAACAUAUUGACCAUGGCUUUCUUUGCAGACGCUGCUCUCUCUGCUUUCUUUGACUCGUUGUUUGCCAAGUUUUCCUCUUCCGACUUCAACUUUGUCACUGAGAAGCUGGUUCGCAAGGAGAUUAUGAACUGGGAAACGAUAUUGAGGACCAUCCACGCAGUCCUUGCUGAUGCAGAGGAGAAGAAAAUGAAGAACCAGGCUGUGAAGAUUUGGCUGGCUGACCUCCAAGACUUGGCUUAUGACGUCGAUGACAUCUUGGACGAGUUUGCCACUGAAGCUUUGGGGCGUAGGUUGAUGAAAGAACAUCAGGCCAGCACAAGUAAGGCACAAAGAUUUGUUCCUACUUGCUGCACUAGUUUGCAUCCAAGUUCAAUCAUGUUUAACUAUAAGAUGAUGUCCAAGAUCAAAGAGAUUACAGGAAGAUUGCAAGAUUUAGCAACAAAAAAGAUUAACCUGCAACUAGAGAAUUAUGUUGGAAGGCCCAUGAUAAUACCAAAAAGCAAGCCAAGCACUUCUCUGGUGAAUGAAGCUACUGUACGAGGCAGAGACAAAGACAAGAAGGCAAUAAUUGAUCUGCUUUUGAGGAAGGAUGGCAAUGAUGCUGGAGUUUCUGUGAUUCCCAUCACCGGCAUGGGAGGGAUAGGCAAGACAACCCUUGCUCAGCUUGUCUACAAUGACAGUAGCAUAAGAGAUUAUUUUAAUCUCAAAGCAUGGGUAUGUGUUUCUGAUGAAUUUGAUGUUAUUAAGAUAACCAAAACAAUUCUAGAAUCGGUCACUUUCCAGUCUUGUGAUAUACAUGACUUGAAUUUACUUCAAGUCAAACUAAAAGAGAAGCUAUCAGGCAAGAAAUUCUUGCUUGUUUUGGAUGAUGUUUGGAAUGAGAACUACGAUGAUUGGACGAAGCUUCGAUCUCCUUUUGAUGCCGGGAUUACUGGAAGCAAAAUAAUCGUAACAACACGUAGUUCUAAUGUUUCAUCAAUUAUGAGAAGUGUUGCAGAUUACUUGUUACAAAGCUUAUCAGAAGAUGAUUCCCUAAGCUUGCUUUCUCAUCAUGCAUUAGCAAGAGGAGAUUUUACUGGACAUCCAGACCUGAAAGAAAUUGGCUUGGAGAUUGUGAAGAAGUGUGGUGGCUUGCCUUUGGCAAUUAAAACUAUUGGAGGACUAUUGCGUACUAGGGAGAAUCAUGAUGCAUGGAAAUACAUAUUGAUGAGUGAUAUUUGGAGUAUACCUGAAGAGAAAAGUGACAUAAUUCCAGCCUUAUGGUUGAGUUACUAUUAUCUUCCUCCGCAAUUGAAGCAGUGUUUUGCCUAUUGCUCUUUCGUCCCUAAAGAUUAUGAAUUUAAAGAGGAGGAAAUAGUCUUGUUAUGGAUGGCAGAAGGUUUUCUAAAUGGAGCAAACACAAAAGGGGCAACUAAAGAUUUGGGUAGCAAGUAUUUUGAAGAACUGGUAUCAAGGUCAUUUUUUCAAGCAUCUAGGAAGAAUCAAUCUCAAUUUGUAAUGCAUGACUUGAUUAAUGAUCUAGCUCAAUUAGUUGCAGGAGAAAUCUAUUUUAAAAGGGAGAGAUAUGAUGACAUGAAAGGUCCAAUUAGUCGCACUCGCCACUCCUCUUAUAUCAUUGGCAAGUAUGACAGAAUUGAAAAGUUUGAGGCCUUUUUUGAAGCAAAGUUUCUACGAACCUACCUACCUUUUGAUAUGAUGAUGAUGAGGCGGUAUGGUAGAUGCUACUUAAGCAGUAACGUUCUUGAUGAUUUGCUGCCAAGAUUGAAAUGCUUAAGGGUGCUCUCUUUAAAAAGGUACUACAUCAAAAAAAUUCCUUCUUCUAUUGGAAAUUUAAAACAUUUACGUUAUUUAGAUUUCUCUUAUACUGAAAUAAAAAGUCUCCCUGAUUCAAUAUGUACCCUUUAUAAUUUAGAGACUCUUUUAUUAAGGUUUUGUGAUGGAAUUGAGAAGUUACCUAUGAAAAUAGGAAUUUUGGAUAACCUAUGUCAUCUAGAUAUUACUGGAGCAAAUUCAAUUAAAGAAAUGCCAAGUGGAAUUGGCAAAUUAACAAAUCUUCAAGUGUUGUCUACUUUUAUCGUGGGUCAAGGUGAUGGAUUGAAUAUAAGAGAGAUGCAGAAUUUGUCAAAUCUCAAAGGUCAGCUUUGUAUUUCUAAACUGCAUAAUGUGGAUGAAGCUCAAUAUGCAUGGGAAGCUAAGCUAUCUGGUAAGUCUAGCCUGAAUAAUUUAGAGUUGAGUUGGAGUAGAAAUUUCAAUGAAAAUUUAAGAAAUAAAGAAGUUGAGGGAGAAGUGUUGACCUUGCUUCAGCCUCAUGAAGAGCUAAAGGCGCUUGCCAUCAAGUAUUAUGCUGGACUAACAUUCCCAAUUUGGCUGGAAGAUGGUUCAUUAAAAAAUUUGCAAUUUUUAAAUCUUGAAGAUUGCCAAAAUUGCAAAUCAUUACCGGCCAUUGGAAAGUUACCACUUUUAAAGCAUCUCUGUAUCAAGGGGAUGAGAAGUGUGAUUAGUGUUGGCAUUGAGUUCCAUGGAGUGAAUUGGCCAAAUCUAUUUCCAUCAUUAGAGACCUUGCAUUUUGAAGAUAUGUUGGAAUGGAAAGAGUGGAAAGUUUGUGAAAUUAACAAACAAGGUAAGAAAUUUUGUUGCCUCCGAGAACUCCUUUUAAAAAAUUGUCCAAAAUUGGUUAGAACUUUGCCCAAUGAUCUUCAUUCUUUGGAGAAACUUGUAAUCCGUAAUUGUCAAGAGUUGACAGUUUCAGUUUCAAAUCUUCCAAUGCUAUGUGAAUUUGAAAUUGAUGGAUGCAAAGAAGUGGUGCUCGAGAGUUUUGAUGAUCUUUGGUCUGUUAAAAAAAUCAUUCUUUCAAAUAUUUCAAAGUUCACUUGUGUAACAAAAGAAACGAAGAAGUUGGAGUCGGCGAAAGUAGUAAAUCUCCAAAUUAAUGGUUGUGAGGAGUUAACCUCUUUGUGGCAAACAAAGUGGGGGUGGUUGGCACCUUUGAGAUCACUGCAUAGUUUAAAGUUUCAAAAUUGUCCCCAAGUUGUGUGUAUAGGGGCAACGGAUGAGGAAGAAGAAGAGCUUUUGCAAUUAGAAUUACCAUGCAACAUUGAGUAUGUGAUAUUAGUUGGUUGUCAAGGGUUAGAGAGAUUAUCUAAAUCAUUGCAGAACCUUACAUGUCUUACAAAGUUGAAUAUCGUAAGGUGCUCGAAAUUGGUUUCACUUUCGGUGGACAGCUUGCCUCUAACUCUUAGAACUUUGGACAUUAGUGAUUGUGAGAAUUUGCAAUGCCUACUUGAUGACGAAGAGAAUAUCAAUUUCAGUAGCACAUCUCUUCUUGAAUCUCUUGACAUUGGAUGUUGUGAAGCUCUUAAAUCAUUAUCAUCAAGUGGUAAGUUACCCGUGAGGUGUAAAAAGUUGUUUAUUUAUGAAUGCCCGGUGCUUCGUUUUUUAGCACAGAAUAUUGGGGAUAAUGCUUGUCUUGAAUCUAUUUCACUCCAUAAUUGUAUAAAUAUUAAAUAUUUACCCCAAGGACUGGACAAGCUCAAUCAUCUUCAAGAGAUUGAUUUUGAUUGUUGUCCAAGUUUGGUUGGUUUCCCAGAAAGUGGGUUGCCUAUUGCCAACCUCAAAACUUUAAGGCUCGUUGAGUGUGCAAAACUAGAAGCUCUACCCACCCUCCACACUCUUCAACAGUUGACCAUAUUGGGAUGUCCAAGGGUGCGAUACUCCAUUGAAGAAAAUGGUUUCCAUACCAACCUAACAGAAUUGGACAUCGAUGAACCCAAUAUUAGUAAGGCACUAAUGAUUUGGGGAUUGCAUAGACUCACAUCUCUUACAAAACUCGACAUUGAUGGUAGCAAUUGCAUCGAGGUGGUGUCGUUUCCCCAGGAAGAGAUAGGAAUGAAGUUGCCCCCUUCUCUCACUCAUCUUUCUAUUGGAAAUUUCAAAAAUAUGAAAAAGGUAUCCUCCAAUGGCUUUCAGAACCUCACCUCUCUUCAAUCUUUGAAGAUCUACCAUUGCCCAAAGCUCAAAUCCCUUCCCCGAAAGGAAAUGCUUCGCUCGCUUUCACAACUACUUAUUUACUGGUGUCCGGUGCUAAAGGAAAGGUGCAAAAGGGGGAAAGGAAAACAAUGGUCCAACAUUGCCCACAUACCUUACAUAGAGAUUGAUUAAAGAUUCAUCUUCCAAUGACCAAGAGAAAGAAUCAGAGUAUGUCGACUCAGUUUGUAGCUAAAUAUGGAACAGCCUAAUUGGGUGCCUUAUGCCUACUGAUUCAUUAACCAUGUAUAACAAGAAGCAUGACAGCUCUUAGUACAUGCAGGAGUUUGAGCUUGGAUUAAUUUAGAAAGAAUGAAAUUCAAACCUUUGGAUGCAAUUCCUUGACAACAAUUAUUGCAAAUGGAAUGAACAAAACUCAUGAUUUUGUAUCUCAUUACCCUCAGAAUCAAUGAUGGAAAGGUUUCCAAGCGGGAUUUGAGUGUAUGUUUGAGCACUAGUGGAUUUCUUGAUCUGUUCUUCUCAAAAAAAAAAAAUCAUAUUAUCAACAUCACUGCCCAUGAAAUCAUGAGCAGUGAUGUUGACUGUAGAAUGUCUAAUUCCUAAGGCUUGAUGCUUAGGGAGCCAAAACCAACCGUCAAAAGUGAUUUGAUAGACAAUUGAGUGGCUAAGGGAAAAAUGGAUGAGAAAGAGACCAUCUUAAUUUAAAUGGCCAUCUUAAAAGCGUAUGGUCUUCAUAUUAGGUAAAAUUGUUUUUUUUUAGCACUUAUUAUAAGGUGAUGACUUUUAUUUUAGAAAUUUAGCUUUUUAUUGAUAGUUUGUUGUAAUUUCCUCUAGAGAAAAUUUUUGUAAUCUUAUUAUUUUAAGUAGUGGAAGAUUGAAUGGAUUA
Molecule: messenger RNA, 5169 nt
Organism: Theobroma cacao (cacao)
Lineage: Eukaryota; Viridiplantae; Streptophyta; Magnoliopsida; Malvales; Malvaceae
Source: RefSeq, a predicted model, not a curated record